CUUGUAAUUUUUUAGGAAACUAAUGCAAAUUUGGAUGAAGUAAUUGCCCUUGCGAAGCAACUUCAGAAGGGAAAUAAUAUCCGGCCGUUAUGGGGCACAGCGCAACUUUUCAUGCACCCUCGUUACUUGCAUGGUGCUGCCACGAGCUCUGAGGUUGGAGUUUAUGCUUUUGCUGCAGCUCAAGUCAAGAAAGCCAUGGAGGUCACACACUAUCUUGGAGGAGAAAAUUAUGUUUUUUGGGGUGGUCGAGAAGGGUAUCAAACUCUCUUGAACACUGAUAUGAAAAGAGAACUUGACCACUUGGCAAAUUUUCUUCAAGCUGCUGUUGAUUGGAAGAAGAAGAUCGGUUUUACCGGUACAAUUUUAUCUUUAUUUUUAAUUUUUUAGUU
Molecule: messenger RNA, 389 nt
Organism: Phalaenopsis equestris
Lineage: Eukaryota; Viridiplantae; Streptophyta; Magnoliopsida; Asparagales; Orchidaceae
Product: xylose isomerase-like
Exons: 5
Coding region: 112-387 (91 amino acids)
Biological process (GO): carbohydrate metabolic process
Molecular function (GO): xylose isomerase activity
Source: RefSeq, a predicted model, not a curated record